This is a messenger RNA of Syngnathus typhle (broad-nosed pipefish), 3176 nucleotides long. It is a transcript of the gene klc1b, whose product is annotated as kinesin light chain 1b. NCBI's taxonomy places the organism in Eukaryota, Metazoa, Chordata, Actinopteri, Syngnathiformes, Syngnathidae. Bases 301 to 2202 code for a protein of 633 amino acids. Gene Ontology annotation, biological process: microtubule-based movement. Gene Ontology annotation, molecular function: kinesin binding. The record is from RefSeq and is a predicted model, not a curated record. Gene Ontology annotation, cellular component: cytoplasm; membrane-bounded organelle; kinesin complex. The transcript has 16 exons.
CAAUAUACUUUUAUUUUCACAAAUGUCCGCUCAUGCUAAUGCCUUGAAAAUGUAAACGCACUGAGUCCGCACCUAGAAAAAAACAGGGAGUGGUGAUGCUAACAGGCUAGCCGAGUUAAAAAGCCACUGACGACAGAGCUGAACCAAUAUUUAAAGCUUUACUCUUAACAUUAGUGAAAACAACUCCGUGGAUGGACUAAUACGUGGUCGGGGACGUUGUCUUUAAACAUGAUCAAUUACGUCAUGAUGGAGGACAACGUGGCAUCUUCAUAAUAAACGUUUCCCUGAGCAACUGUAAAGAUGUCCACAAUGUUGUAUGCCCGGGAAGAGAAGCUCGAAAAGCUCUCUCAAGAGGAGAUCAUAUCCAACACCAAACUGGUGAUUCAGGGUUUGGAAGCCCUCAAGAAUGAGCACAACUCCAUUCUCCACAGUCUCGUGGAGACUAUCAAGUGCCUGAAAAAGGACGAAGAGGCCAACCUGGUGCAUGAGAAGUCCAACCUGCUGCGCAAGUCAGUGGAGAUGAUUGAGCUGGGACUUGGUGAAGCACAGGUGAUGAUGGCUCUGUCCAACCACCUGAAUGCGGUGGAGUCAGAGAAGCAGAAGCUGCGCGCACAGGUGAGGAGGCUUUGCCAGGAGAACCAGUGGCUGCGGGAUGAGCUAGCCAACACCCAACAGAAGCUGCAAAAGAGCGAGCAGAGCGUAGCUCAGCUCGAGGAAGAAAAGAAACAUCUGGAGUUCAUGAACCAGCUCAAGAAAUAUGAUGAAGACGUCUCCCCCACCCAGGAGGAAAAGGACAGAGAAACACCAAAGGACUCGCUGGAUGAUCUCUUCCCUAAUGAUGAAGAGGAGCAUGGCCAAGGAAUGCAACAUCAACACAACAGUGCAGCAGUGGCUGCGGCCCAGCAAGGCGGCUAUGAGAUCCCAGCUCGUUUGAGAACACUACACAACCUGGUGAUCCAAUACGCUUCUCAGGGCAGGUACGAGGUCGCUGUGCCCCUCUGCAAGCAAGCGUUGGAGGACCUGGAGAAAACCUCUGGACACGACCACCCCGAUGUGGCUACUAUGCUCAACAUCUUGGCUUUAGUUUAUAGGGAUCAAAAUAAAUACAAAGAGGCUGCACAUCUUCUCAACGAUGCUCUGUCUAUCCGGGAGAAGACCCUGGGGAAAGACCAUCCUGCUGUUGCUGCAACAUUGAACAACCUAGCUGUACUCUAUGGAAAGAGGGGGAAGUACAAGGAGGCCGAGCCUCUGUGCAAGAGGGCUCUGGAGAUCAGAGAGAAAGUCUUGGGGAAGGACCAUCCCGACGUGGCCAAACAGCUGAACAACUUGGCUCUGCUGUGUCAGAAUCAAGGCAAGUACGAAGAGGUGGAAUACUACUACUGCCGUGCCCUGGAGAUCUACGAGUGUAGGCUGGGCCCGGAUGAUCCCAACGUGGCCAAAACCAAGAAUAAUCUGGCGUCCUGCUUCCUCAAACAGGGAAAAUACAAGGAAGCUGAGAUUCUCUACAAAGAGAUUCUGACUCGAGCCCAUGAGAAGGAGUUUGGAUCGGUUGAUGCUGAAAACAAACCUAUCUGGAUGCACGCCGAGGAAAGAGAGGAGAUGAGCAAGGGCAAGCACAGGGACAACACGCCCUAUGGAGAGUAUGGAGGCUGGUACAAGGCCUGCAAAGUCAACAGCCCCACCGUGAACACGACGCUGAGGAACCUGGGGGCUCUGUACCGCCGUCAGGGCAAGCUUGAAGCUGCCGAUACCUUGGAGGAGUGCGCCGUUAGAUCCCGCAAGCAGGGUAUUGACCCCAUCCAUCAGACACGCAUGGUGGAGAUCCUGAAGGACGCAGAUGGUGACAGGCGAAGGAGCCGGGAGAGCCUGGCCAGUGUCAAGUACGAGAGCGGCUCCGAAGCUGGCGAGGAAGUGAGUAUGGGCGUGGAGUGGAACGGGGACGGCAGCGGAACCCUCCAACGCAGCGGCUCUCUAGGCAAACUCCGAGACGUCCUGCGACGUAGCAGUGAGCUGCUAGUUAAGAAACUGCAGGGCAAUGGACCGCCUGAACCUCGUAGCACCAACAUGAAGCGAGCGGCUUCAUUGAACUACCUGAACAAGACAAGUGAUGAGGUGUUACAGUCUCAGCCUCGAGGAAGCAAUAAUUUGCGGGUGAGCCGAGGCCUGAGCUCCAGCACCAUGAAUCUGUACUCCGGAAACUGAUCUCAACUUCCAAGCCGAUCUUCCAGACCCAAAGAUGUUUCUUCCUGAUACUCGCAUCCAAAGACCCUUUCACUUGUUUGAGUGCACUGGGAUUCUUUUGUAAUUGUGCCUGCCUUCCUUUGUCAUAGUACAACGUUGCCACCAUUUUGAUUCCUUAUCAUCAUUGUGCACUAUGAGUGUUUUUUAGCGCCAUGACACCAAGCUCCUUUCCUCACAUAUUCUGUGCCAGUCUUUUUUUUUUUAACCAUGCUGAGUGUUUUUUUUCUGCACAGAUGCUGUACUAAUUAUGUAUUUGAUUUUAGUCUUGAUGAAGAAAUAUGCUGUGUAGCGUUUUUUUUUAAAUUAUGUCUUGUAAAUUUGACAUGAUUGUUAAAACUACACUUGUCUAUAAUAUUUGCCUGUUGAGAUGCGCUAUUGGGUUAAAGCUUUGGGACACGGAGAGAAUGAAUACCUCGCUGUCGUCACGUGACUCACGAACCAAUGUACAUUUGGAAGUCAAAUAGGUUGCUACUUUCACGUCUUUAAGUUAUGAGUUCACAACACUAACCAGACAACUCAUCACUAAUGAGAAACACCCAUAUUAACACCUCUUUGUUUUAAAAGUGUUUAACAGUAAAACGUCUAUAAUGAUGGAAAUUGGGUCACUGAUUGUGCCCCUUUUUCUGGUGCCAUGUCAUGCGAGGUUAAGUAGGGGUGAACAACUCUGACUUGAAAUUGUUUACACUGAUGAGAAAAAUAAUGCUUGUUAAGAUUGCUACAAUGUGAUUGUCAAUGAUUUGCACAAUGCCUGUCUUCUGUCUUUUAAACGAAGCUCCUCAAAAGAACUGGAAUACUGGCUAAUUAUUAUUAUUGUAUUUGGGCACAGAGGAAUAGAACAGUGAUUAAUAGAACAGUGAUUCUGUUAGUAGGCAGUUGCUUCCAAGAUGUUCAAAUCUUGACUUGAUUCAGAAUUAAAAUUCACAUUUUUCUCGCCA